CACCUCCUCAGGAACUACAGUUUCAGUAUGCGAAAGAGAAGGGGGAGAACAAGCGGAAUCAGAAGACGAAAACUCUCCAGAAAUUCUGAAUCAAGAGGAGUGAAUGAGAGCUUCAAGUGUGAAUUUAUAGAGCUAAAGAAAUGGCUGAAAGAUAGGAAAUUUGAAGAUACAAACUUAAUGCCUGCUUGUUUUCCAGGUACAGGAAGAGGGCUGAUGAGCAAAACAUCCCUACAGGAGGGACAGAUGAUAAUUUCGUUGCAGAACUGCCUGCUCACCACUGACACAGUGAUUGAAAGCUACUUAGGGGCAUACAUUACUAAGUGGAAGCCACCUCUGUCUCCUCUGCUGGCUCUGUGCACCUUUUUAGUUUCAGAAAAGCAUGCCUGGGACCAGUCUCCCUGGAAGCCAUACCUGGAGAUUUUACCCAAGGCCUACACCUGCCCUGUUUGUUUAGAACCAGAAGUGGUGAAUCUUCUUCCGAAACCUUUAAAAGCAAAGGCAGAAGAGCAGAGAGCCCGUGUAUAGGAGUUCUUUGCUUCCUCCAGAGACUUUUUCUGUUCCCUGCAGCCUCUGUUUGCAGUGGCUGUUGACAGCAUCUUCAGCUACAGCGCCCUCCUGUGGGCUUGGUGCACAGUCAACACCACGGCUGUGUACCUGAGGCACAGGUGGCGGGAAUGCCUUUCUGCGGAGCCAGACACCUGUGCGCUUGCUCCAUACCUGGAUCUGCUGAAUCACAGCCCAAAUGUCCAGGUAAAAGCAGCAUUUAAUGAGGAAACUUGCUGUUACGAAAUUAGAACAGCUUCAAGUUGGAGGAAACACGAAGAGGUGUUCAUCUGCUACGGUCACCAUGACAACCAGCGGCUGCUUCUAGAGUACGGAUUUGUUUCCAUCCAGAAUCCUCAUGCUUGUGUUUAUGUCUCAAGAGAAAUACUUGUUAAGUAUCUUCCAUCAACAGAUAAACAGAUGAACAAAAAGAUUUCCAUUUUAAAGGAUCAUGGCUUUAUAGAAAAUUUGACAUUUGGAUGGGAUGGACCAUCUUGGAGAUUACUCACAGCUCUAAAGUUGCUAUGUCUGGAAGCUAAAAAAUUUAUGUGCUGGAAUAAAGUACUUCUUGGGGAAGUAAUUUCAGAUACAAAUGAGAAGGCAAGUUUGGGCAUAGCCCAGAAAAUAUGCUGUUAUUUUGUAAAGGAGACUAAUGCUAUGCUUCAGAAGGUUUAUUAUAUGAAGGAUGAGAAAGUAGCUUUGAUAAACCAACUAGCUUUGGUGGAAACAUUGUGGAUGGAAGAGCUGAAGAUUCUCCAGGCAUCUGCUGAGGUCCUGUGCCAUUUGCAGACAGCUUUUCCCUGA
Nycticebus coucang (slow loris) is the source of this 1347-nucleotide messenger RNA. Its product is annotated as SET domain-containing protein 4-like. The record is from RefSeq and is a predicted model, not a curated record. Gene Ontology annotation, biological process: peptidyl-lysine trimethylation; positive regulation of transcription by RNA polymerase II; peptidyl-lysine dimethylation. Gene Ontology annotation, molecular function: histone H3K36 methyltransferase activity; histone H3K4 methyltransferase activity; protein binding. Lineage: Eukaryota; Metazoa; Chordata; Mammalia; Primates; Lorisidae.